Molecule: messenger RNA, 708 nt
Organism: Meyerozyma guilliermondii ATCC 6260
Lineage: Eukaryota; Fungi; Ascomycota; Pichiomycetes; Serinales; Debaryomycetaceae
Exons: 1
Coding region: 1-708 (235 amino acids)
Biological process (GO): peptidyl-L-cysteine S-palmitoylation; protein targeting to membrane
Cellular component (GO): endoplasmic reticulum palmitoyltransferase complex; extrinsic component of endoplasmic reticulum membrane
Source: RefSeq, a predicted model, not a curated record
AUGAGCCACCAACAGGCACUGAACCACAAUGAAUCAGGCGUUGAAAAAUCAAUUCUGACCGAUGUUCCCGAGCCCCUACAGUUCUUCAACUACCAUGAAUACUUGGCGGACCCAGAUGAGCCGAUAAAUAUAAAACUCGUAGUGAAUCAUUUUCCCGAUUUCGACCAUGAUUUACCAGAAAAAAAACCGCCGUUUGAAGGUUCUGAUGCCCCUAGCGGAAACUGCCGCAUCGUGAGGAUACCGAGAGUAUACCAUACUAUUCAGGACUCCGAUAUAAUUCCUCAAUUUUCACCAGCCGUGCCCGGAACUGAAGAUGCUGCUCUCACUGAUAACAACAAAAACUUUACUCCGAGAGGUCAAUUUGACGGUUCCGUGUUCGGAGUAACAUCGGUAACGCCUCUUGUUCCUGGCUUGCUUCUGGAGCAGGAAUUUAUUGAAAUUGUGACGAAAAUCAACGGUUUAUUGUUUGCAGCUUUAAAUCCAUUUGGCUGGGAAAACGUAGUGGAAUCGAUACUAGACAUUGUCACGUUUACAGUAUACUCCAAGAUACGAAAAAACCGCCACGAACGACGAAAACUCCAGGAAUUGGAGGAUUAUGUGACCACGACUAACGAAUAUCUCAAAACACUCAACCCAGAUUUGGUUCUCAUUUCGCCUCGAAGAUGCGGAUAUCUUUCGGUAAGUCAAUCAUACUCCUUUUGUUUAUAA